AUGGAUAGACAAUGGCAUAUACGACAACAACUUGAACUUUUGUCUUCACCAACAUCGAUUCAAUAUCAUAGAAUUGAAACAUAUUCAUCCAUUGUUGAAGGCAUUCGACGUGUAAGACGGAUUUUAGCUGGUGAUUAUCAAGAAGAAAGCGAAAAAUUAAUUCGAGCAUGUUGUCAAAAUGAUAUUGAUACAGUCAAAUGGUUAUUUGAAAAUAUUGAUAUUAAUUCAAUUAAUUUAAAAAAAGGAAUUAAUCGAUCAGCAUUACAUGAAGCUGUUUUACAUCGUGAUGGUCGAUCACUUGUACGUCUUUUAUGUCAAUAUGGAGCUGAUCCUAAACAACGUGAUUCAUUAGGUCGUACUCCAAUUCAUUAUGCAGCUAGUUGUGGUCAUAUAGAUAUAAUGAUUGAUCUUAUUAAUUUUUCACAAGUUUCAAUAUCAAAAUUAAUUGAUAUAGAAGGUCGUUGUCCAUUAAUGUAUGCUUGUGGUGAAGGUCAUUUAUUAAUAUGUCAAUGGUUAGUUAAACAUAGUGAUGUUGAUUAUUAUCGACAAGAUGAUCGUGGUCGUUCAUGUCUUAUUUAUGCAUGUCGAUCUGGUCAUGUUGAUAUUGUUCAAUGGUUACUUUCAAUAUUAUCUCCAGUAUCAACACAUACAGGUUGGCAUCCACUUCAUUUUGCUUGUUCAAUUGGACAUUUAAAUAUAGUUAAAAUUCUUUUACAAUAUGAUUCAUAUAUUGGUAAUGUUUUAACAAAUACUGGUCAUUCAGCAUUAUUUAUGGCUAUGCAUUCAACUAAAAAUAGUAUUGAAAUAGUUAAAUGUUUAUUAGAUUCACAUUCAUCAGUUCAAUUAACAUCACAAGAUAUUCAAGAUAUAAAUUGUGAUAAAUCAUUAAUUAUUUUACUUGCUCAACGUCGACAUUCACUUAUUUAUUUAUUACAACUUAUUGAAAAAAUGAAUUAUUCAUUACCACUUAUUCAUCUUCUUCUACUUAAAAAUCAAUUGAUACAAGUAAUAAAAUCGAUCUAUUAG
This is a messenger RNA of Rotaria sp. Silwood1, 1026 nucleotides long. Lineage: Eukaryota; Metazoa; Rotifera; Eurotatoria; Philodinida; Philodinidae. The record is from the annotation of a GenBank genome assembly.